Messenger RNA from Neltuma alba, 540 nucleotides. RefSeq lists its product as uncharacterized. Gene Ontology annotation, molecular function: nucleic acid binding; RNA-DNA hybrid ribonuclease activity. Lineage: Eukaryota; Viridiplantae; Streptophyta; Magnoliopsida; Fabales; Fabaceae. Bases 1 to 540 code for a protein of 179 amino acids. The record is from RefSeq and is a predicted model, not a curated record. The transcript has a single exon.
AUGGAAUACACGGAUCAAGGGAAGUUCAAACACCAAAUCUUCCAACUCAACCAACAGGAAUUGCGAUGGUCACCUCCGCCAACGGGAGUGUUUCGUCUCGACACAGAUGGCUCGGUGAAUCUACAGCAAGCUGCAUGUGGUGGAACCAUAAGAGAUGAGAACGGUAAUUGGAUUACAGGUUUUCAAAAACGACUUGGACGUGUCCCCUCAACCAUAGCAGAACUAAUUGGGAUUACCACUGGACUUCAAAUCUGCAAACAACAAGGUUUUGACAAAGUGUUGGUCUAUACCGACUCACUUGAGGCUAUCCACCUACUCAUGAUAGACAGUGGAGGACACCAUCCUUUUAGUACAGAGAUCACUGAAGGGAGGAGGCUGAUAUUCUCUGAUUGGGAAAUUGAACUUAGAUAUGCACCUAGGGAGUCCAUACAGUGUGCAGAUUUUCUGGCAAGAGAAGCACAUCACAUCGUGGAGGACAUGAAGAUUUUAAACGAACCCCAUCCUGGAUGUUUUGAUCGCCUACGUUUAGAUAGGGUUUAA